Molecule: messenger RNA, 2562 nt
Organism: Monopterus albus (swamp eel)
Lineage: Eukaryota; Metazoa; Chordata; Actinopteri; Synbranchiformes; Synbranchidae
Product: neuronal-specific septin-3-like
Exons: 11
Coding region: 248-2098 (616 amino acids)
Molecular function (GO): GTP binding
Source: RefSeq, a predicted model, not a curated record
AGGAGAAGAGAAAAAUAAGUUGCUGCUUUAAGAAAGAGAGGAGCGAUAGAGAGAGGGUUUGGAUCAGUGAGCUGCUCAACUCUUGUGUUUUUUUCCUUCCCCUCUUUGUCUUGCACGGACUCCUAAUUUGGGAUUUGUUUAAAAGCAGGACUGCGCCUCAGGAAGACUUUUCCUUGCUGGGGAAAGGGAACCUUGCUCCCUUUUCUCUGACAUUAAACACACACGCACAUACACACUUGUGGCCAAAAUGUCUGACUCCACUGUCAACGCUCACUUGGAAGGGAUCAUAUCAGACUUUGAAGCACUGAAACGGUCAUUUGAGGUGGAGGAGACGGAUACAUCCACAAACCCCUCGCCCCUGUCUCGUCGUACCACCCACCCCCUUCGCUCAUCUGCCUCCUCCGCAUCCAGCCAGCGGAGCUACGACCUGAGCUCCCGCGGUUCUGAUUACUCCUCUUCCAGAUCUUCCCCCUCCGAGUCCUCCAAUCCACGUUCUCCAAACACCAGCAUGAGGCGCAUUGAGUUAUCAGGGGGUCGUAACCCUGACCUAGCCUCAUCCCGUCGCACAGAAAUCUCCAUCGAGGUCUCCUCUAAGCAGAUUGACAACUCACCCAGUGCUGGCAUCGCUCGUUUCGGCCUUAAACGGCCUGAGGUCAGCCUGAGCAGUCGGAGUACCCCCCUUGACAGCUCCUCCAACUCCAUUUCCACAAACAGGCGGGGGGAGCUCAGCAUGACAAGGCCCCAUGAGCCCCCUGUCCCUCCCAGGAGGAUGGAUGCCCCAGUCUCAAGGAUCCCUGAGCCCCUUCAAAGAAGAGCAGAGCCCCCCUCCCCCAUCCUCAGCCCGGCCGAGGGGGUCUCCAGGAGGCCAGAGAUGCCUCUCUUCAGACAGCCGGAUGGUUUGGUGCCAGGCGGCGUGAUAGAGAACAACCACCCACCACCUGCACCUAGCGCUCCCCUGCCUUCCCUGGCAGAGCCCCGGGUGGAGAGGGGGCAGUCACCUGUCACAGAAGUGCCUGCAGCCCGACCAUCAGAGAGGCCAGAGGCGAUUUCCAGCUACAGCAGCAGUGCCAUGUCUGAGGUGGUGGUGCCUGAUGCUCUGGCGUCCCCGGCUGUGGGCGGCCUGUAUGGGGAGAAGGCCGGGGGCGCCGUGGUGGACUUCAGUUACGUGGGCAUCGAUGCCAUUCUGGAGCAGAUGAGAAGGAAGGCCAUGAAGCAGGGUUUUGAGCUCAACAUUAUGGUUGUGGGACAGAGUGGCCUGGGAAAGUCUACUCUGAUGAACACGCUGUUCAAGUCUAAGGUCAGCCGUAAGUCAGUGCUGGCUACAGCCCAGGAGAAGAUCCCCAAAACAAUUGAAAUAAAGUCAAUCAGUCAUGAUAUCGAGGAGAAGGGUGUGAGAAUGAAGCUGACUGUCAUUGACACACCAGGCUUUGGAGACCAGAUCAACAAUGAAAACUGCUGGCAGCCCAUCAUGAAGUUCAUUAAUGACCAGUAUGAGGCAUACCUGCAGGAGGAGAUCAACAUCAACAGGAAGAAAAGGAUCCCAGACUCCAGAGUCCACUGCUGCAUAUACUUCAUCCCCCCAACCGGACACUGUCUGCGACCUCUUGAUGUAGAAUUCAUGAGACGCCUCAGUAAAGUGGUCAACAUUGUCCCAGUCAUUGCCAAGGCUGAUACACUCACCCUGGAGGAGAGGGACUUCUUACAAAAGAAGAUCAGGGAAGAGCUGCGAGCCAACGGGAUUGAUGUGUACCCUCAGAAGGAAUUUGAUGAGGAUGCAGAGGACAGAAUGAUCAAUGAGAAGAUCAGGGAGAUGAUCCCAUUUGCUGUGGUGGGCAGUGACCAGGAGUACCAGGUCAAUGGCAGGAGGCUGCUGGGGAGGAAGACCAAGUGGGGAACCAUUGAAGUUGAGAACAUAGCUCACUGUGAGUUUGCCUAUUUACGAGAUCUCCUCAUUAGGACCCAUAUGCAAAACAUUAAGGACAUCACCAGCAGCAUCCACUAUGAAAUGUAUCGUGUGAGAUGCCUCAAUGAGAACAACACAGCGGUGGCUCAUGCUAACGGUAUCCCAGAGCGUCACCUCGUCACUCAUGAGAUGUAGAUGCCAGCUGCCCUGUCACAGCUGACCUCGAGUGGGUGUGUUUCAUUUGCUACGAAACUUUCACUGACAACCUUCCCACCACUUCAGCCCUCCACUCCAGCCCCCAUCGCACAGGUGGGACAGCAACUUAAAGGCCUGCCAGAGAGACUUUUUCCAGUCAUUUUCGGUGGCUGUGAAUGGACAGUUCAUGUCAGUUAAACACUAUUCUGUCACUAUCACUGACAAAGAGAGUGAAGAGAACUUUGGUUCUUCAUAUUGUGCCUACAGCUUGUUUUUUUUGUUUGUUUGUUUUUUUUUUUACCUGCUUCCUGAUCUUAACCUUUGUGGUUUUUACUUGUGGUGCCAAAAGUUCGGUAACUGCCAAAUAAACAGAUGCUCACCAUGUUUUAGUCAGAAUUGCCUUAGUCAGUGAUAUGUUAAUUGUGUCCACUUUAGAAAAGUAAACAUUUGAUAUUUUUAGCAGU